This is a messenger RNA of Capsicum annuum, 658 nucleotides long. RefSeq names its product histone H2B.3. Gene Ontology annotation, biological process: nucleosome assembly. Gene Ontology annotation, molecular function: structural constituent of chromatin; DNA binding; protein heterodimerization activity. Lineage: Eukaryota; Viridiplantae; Streptophyta; Magnoliopsida; Solanales; Solanaceae. Bases 77 to 505 code for a protein of 142 amino acids. The record is from RefSeq and is a predicted model, not a curated record. The transcript has a single exon. Gene Ontology annotation, cellular component: nucleosome.
UUGCACGAAACCACAAAUUAAAACAUACAUUUUCAUAUUCACAUAUUUUCUCUUUCAACAACGCACACAGUUUCCAAUGGCACCAAAGGCAGAGAAGAAGGCGGCGGAGGAGAAGAAAACUCCCGUCGCCGAGAAAGCUCCGGCGGAGAAGAGGCCGAAAGCCGGUAAGAAGUUACCGAAGGACGCCGGUGCUGCCGGUGAUAAGAAGAAGAAGAAGGCGAAGAAGAGUGUCGAGACUUACAAGAUCUAUAUAUUCAAGGUGUUGAAGCAGGUGCAUCCUGAUAUCGGGAUUUCUAGCAAGGCGAUGGGGAUUAUGAACAGUUUUAUCAAUGAUAUUUUUGAGAAAUUGGCUCAGGAAUCUUCUAGAUUGGCAAGGUAUAAUAAGAAGCCGACGAUUACUUCGAGGGAAAUUCAGACUGCUGUGAGACUUGUGUUGCCAGGUGAAUUGGCUAAGCAUGCUGUUUCUGAGGGUACGAAAGCUGUUACCAAGUUUACUAGCUCUUGAAGAUCUGAUGGGUUUAGAAAUCAGGUUUUGUUCGUGUUAGAUAGUAUGUUUUUCUUUUUUGUUGGUGAACUUUUGGAUCAUCUCGAUCCAUUAUGUGUAGUUCAUAUUUGGAAUGUAAUAGAAGUUUAAUGGUUCUGGUUUCAGUCCUUAAAA